This is a messenger RNA of Oppia nitens, 741 nucleotides long. RefSeq names its product BTB/POZ domain-containing protein 9-like. The coding region runs from base 63 to 707 and encodes 214 amino acids. Gene Ontology annotation, biological process: proteasome-mediated ubiquitin-dependent protein catabolic process; regulation of proteolysis. Gene Ontology annotation, cellular component: cytoplasm. The transcript is spliced from 2 exons. The record is from RefSeq and is a predicted model, not a curated record. Lineage: Eukaryota; Metazoa; Arthropoda; Arachnida; Sarcoptiformes; Oppiidae. Gene Ontology annotation, molecular function: ubiquitin protein ligase binding.
CAAUUAUUUUUCUUAAAUAAAACUUUUUUAUUAUUUGUGGAUCAGUUUGCAUAUGUAAAGUGAUGGCCGACGAUAAUGUUAACAACGAUGAGGUAACCACCGAUGAUGUUGUUGUUGUGGUGGACAACGAGUUAUAUCCUGAAGUGGAUCUCCUAAUGAAUGCCUACGACGACUGUGACGUCCAGUUUGUAGUCGAUGGCCAAUCAAUUCCGGCGCACAAACUGUUUAUGCGGGCCAAGAGUCAAGUAUUUCGGUCAAUGUUUUCCGGCCAAUGGCUUGAAUCGGAUGGCAAACCGAUUGAGAUCCGCGAUACCACUCCCGAGGCAUUCAAAGUAAUGGUCGGUUAUAUAUAUACCGAACAUUUGAUGUUCAGCGACGACAACGGCGGCGGCAAAGAUAUGGAUCACAUCCGGGAUGUACUCAAACUCGCCGAUAGAUAUCAAUUGAAACGACUGAUGGCAAGUGUUGGCCAACAUUUGAUAUCAAUGAUAUCGAUGGACACAAUUGAAGUGAUCGGCCGAUUGGCAUUUGAUUACCAAUUGGUGGAACUGAUUGCCAGAUUGAAGUCAUUCAUUGACCAGAAUUUCAAACAAUUGAUCGGUAAAUCGCAGCCUGAAUUGAAUUCAAUCAAUACGGCUGUCAAUAAUCUAUUGUUUGAAAAGUUGUUUUCAAAUUAUCGGUCAAUUAAACAAUGGACAACAAUAUAGUUAUACUCCUUCUGGAUAUACGGCCGGUACAGUC